Molecule: messenger RNA, 7308 nt
Organism: Pelodiscus sinensis (Chinese soft-shelled turtle)
Lineage: Eukaryota; Metazoa; Chordata; Testudines; Trionychidae
Source: RefSeq, a predicted model, not a curated record
CCCUUGUUAGAACAAGCCCGACCCCCCUCAGCCUCCUCCCGCGGGGGAAAAAGAGCAGCGAAGCAAGCUGAAGGAGACACCUGCUCCUCAUGCCCACCCCAGGUGUCUUGGGGUCUCGCUGCUGGCCCCUCCUAGAAGCCGGUGAGCAGGGUCACUGCUCCGUGGUGGGUGUAAUGCACUCGCUCCCCAUGUCGGCUUCCUGAUUUGCGAGCGAGCAAGCAAGCGGUGGCUGUGUUUACCAGCUCGCUCCCUGCCGGGGCUCUGGGGCUGAGCCAACCGGCUUCUUUAAGAUUCUGGUCACAGCGGGUGCUGGAUUUCUAAGGCUGUGGUGAUCUUUCUCUUUCUGCACAGACGCCGUCGUCCGUCCGUGCCGGGCAAAGAGAGAGGGGACGGGGGGAGAGGUCAAGCGUCCUGCCAGCCGCCUCGGCCGUAGGGAGCAGACACCAUGUGAUGCCGGAGGAGAGCGGUGAUGCUAUGGAAUGUGGCCAGCUGCCUUCAGACGCUCUGCGACAGGUGACAAUCCAGCGGGACCCCCUCUACGGCUUUGGUUUCGUGGCUGGCAGCGAGAGGCCGGUGGUGGUGCGCUCGGUAACAGCAGGAGGCCCCUCUGAGGAUAAGCUCCUGGCAGGAGACCAGAUUGUGGCCAUAAACGAUGAGGAUGUGAGUGACGCCCCAAGGGAGAGGUUCAUUGACCUGGUCAGGAGCGCAAAGGAUUUCAUCGUCCUCACGGUGCUGCAGACCCACCAGUCCCCAAAAUCCGCUUUCAUCAGUGCGGCCAAGAAGGCGAAGCUGAGAUCCAACCCAGUGAAGGUCCGCUUUUCAGAACAGGUCACGGUUGGUGAGACAGAUCCAGACAUGCUGAAGAAGGAAGCUCUCCUCCUCAUCCCCAAUGUGCUGAAAGUUUUCCUGGAGAACGGGCAGAUCAAGUCAUUCACGUUUGAUGGCCGAACAACCGUCAAGGACGUGAUGGUGACGCUCCAGGACCGCCUCUCCCUGAGGUACAUCGAGCAUUUUGCCCUGGUCUUGGAGUAUUCCAGCCCAGAGCAGAGCCACAAAUUCCUCCUCCUCCAGGACAAGCAGCCCCUGGCCCACGUGGUGCAGAGGACUCAUUACCAGGGGAUGCGAUGCCUUUUUCGGGUGAGCUUCUUCCCCAAAGACCCGGUGGAGCUGCUGCACCGAGACCCGGCAGCAUUCGAGUACCUGUACAUCCAGAGCCGCAACGAUGUGAUCAGGGAGCGCUUUGGGAUGGACCCCAAGCCAGAGACGCUGCUGGGUUUGGCUGCCCUCCACAUCUACAUCACCGUCUCCGCCACCCGGCCCACCCAGAAGGUGUCCCUCAAAACUGUGGAGAAGGAGUGGGGGCUGGAGCCGUUCCUGCCUCCUUCACUUCUGCAGCUCAUCAAAGAGAAGAGCCUUCGGAAAUCUCUCUCUCAGCAGCUGAAGGCCCAUCAGAACCAGCCGCCCAGCGGCACCAAGGUCUCAACAACCCAGGCAAAACUCCAGUAUCUGCGGAUCUUGAAUGAGCUUCCGACCUUUGCCGGAGUCCUCUUCAACACAGUGGGACUGGACGAGAAGCAGCCGGCCACCAUGCUCCUGGUGGGCCCCCGCCACGGCAUCAGCCACGUCAUCGACCUGAAGACCAACCUCACCACGGUGCUGUCAGAGUUCAGCAAGGUCAGCAAGAUCCAGCUGUUCAGGGAAAACCAGGGCGUGGCACGCGUGGAGACCAGCAUCUUGGAUGCCAAGCCACUGGUGUGGCUGAUGGAGUGGCCGGAAGCCACCAAUUUUGCCUGCCUGAUAGCAGGGUACUGCCGCCUCCUGGUGGACACCAAGAAGAUGAUGUUCUCUAGACCAUCCAGCCAGCAGCUGCCUCCUCAGAUUACCAAGGCAGAUUAUAUCACCGCGCACAACGUCCACCGGCCGGCUGCAGCGGGGCACUCGGGAAAGAAAGAGAGCGGGUUCUUGGGUGGCGCUACCUCCAGCCCUGGGAAAUCCAGUCCCCGAGUUCCCAAGGCAUCGGACUCGGAGCUCGUCAGCUUUUGUUACCUGCACAUGCGGGAACAAAGAAAGCAGCGAGAAAACAGGACGGACAUCAACGAAAACCUGAUCUUCUUUGAGGAAACCAGGCCCAGGACCAAAUCCGACCCCACUUCCAAAAGCUCCGGCCAAGGCUAUGAGGGUGCUGCCAAAGAGUACAACCCGGAUGGCCUUGACCGGGACCAUCAGGCAAGUAGGGCAAGGGCCAACACCAUGGACAACCACCUGAGGAACGAUGCCAUGCACUUCUACUGUAACUCCUGCAAAGCCAAACUCAAGAGCCGGCUGGCCUCUCGGAAAGGCGGCAAGGCCGGCAGCUCCCACGAUAACAUGGUAGACUUGAUGUCCCUGCCGCCUCCAGGGAGCGAUGAGGAAGCGGACGAGACCACUUCCCUGCUCCCUGCGAUCGCCGCCCCACCGCCUGGCUUUCGGGAUAACAGCUCCGACGAGGACGACCCCAAGCGCAGGGCGGCCGCGCAGAGCCAGGAGCAGGGCCGACACCUCUGCGGCAUCCUGUACGACGAGAUCCCGGUGACGCUGAUAGACAGCGUCCAAACGCGGACGGUCCGAGACCACGCCCAAGAGCUGGACGAUGCUCUGGUGUCCACCCUGCAGGCUCUGGAAGCCCUGGCUGCUUCGGAAGAUUGUUCACACCCCCCACCACAGCAGACAGCAGGUCUCAUUGUUCUAGCUGCCAUCACGCCCGAGUCAUCCUUGGACUCUGGCCACGAAACCAACUCCUCGGAGCUAACAGAUGUCUCAGAGAUGGUCUCGGCCAUGAAGCAGCACCAGAACGCCGCCUACUUCCUGGCCCACCACAUCAACAAAGAAAACCUGCUGGGCAGGAAGGAUCUUCCCUUCCGAAUCCAGAGCUGUGCUGCUCAAGCCGUCCUCACCUCGCCAUACCUGCUUGGGCGCCAGGAGCCAGGCCCUUCCCUGAAGCCAGCUUUCUCUCACCAGCCCACCAGCCUUUCUUGCAGCAGGAGCAAGCAGGACCAGCAGCCAGGAGAGCAGAGUUACACCUUGGCAGUCCAGCCUGUGCAGUCACCGCAGCUGAAGGAGCAGAACAGGGACAUGACAAUGCCGGGCUCGGAAUGCAAAGGCCCCGGCCACUCGAAAGCAGCUUUUGAGGUGUCACUGCACACUGCAGCUGCCUUGAGCAGGGACCAGGGGCAGGAUCCUCGGGAGAAGGUGCCCAAAGAGGUCCGGCUGAGCCCUAAACUAACCCUGGAUCCUAAGGGCAGCGUGACCGUCUCAGCUGCUUUGCAGCAAGUGGGGAGCAAAGGCUCGCCUUCCCAAGCAGCAGCUGUGGUGGCAGACACACAGGCCAGUGGGAGCAGCAGCUGUGUGCUUUCCAGUAGCAAGCCUUUGAAAUUCAAAGGGAGUCAGCCAGCUGUGGAGACCUCGUGUGACUGUCAACCGGAAGCCUCUCUGAGCCCAAAAGAGCCUUCUGGCAAGAGGGGCGAUGCGUCCCAUCCCUCCCCUGGGGGGGGCGAAAGGCUGCAGGCCAAGACUUUCCCCUCAAAGAGCUACCCACAGAAAGUGAGUGGAGACCCUGGAGGAAAACCAGCAAGUGGGGAGCCAGGCCAGAAAGCAAAAAGUGAUGCUGCAAACCCUGCAUACCAGAAACACAUGGGUCCCGCGAGCCAAGGGGAGAAAAUGCAGCAGGAAAGUUGUGCCAAAAGCUUACAAGCGGAGGGUAGCACGCUGCAUUCUCCAUCUACGAGUGGCACUUCCAGGAGCACCAGCGAGGAUCCCAAAGGGCAGAUCCAGCUGGUGCCCAGAUCUGAGGGCUUGCAGAUUAGCACCGUGCCUUCCAAGAAAGCAGAAAAGAUCCCGGAAACAACCCCGCAGGAUGCUGAUGUUCCAGCUAAACCCAAAGUCCCAAAAGCCCACUUCAGGUUAAGGAAGCUGUUCUCUGCUACCUUCCCAACGCGGCUGAAGAAGGAGACAGACGAGCGGCAGGCCCAGCUCCAGAAGGUGAAACAGUAUGAGCUGGAAUUCCUGGAAGAGCUGCUCAAGCCAAAGACCAAAAGUGACCUCCCGCCUCCGGAAUACCUGCAUCCUUCUGUGCCUGGGCGCUGCAGCUGUCAGCUGAAGAGCAGCCCUGUGCAGAAAGUCCCCGGGAUGUCCCGGGAGCAGAGGCGAAGCUGCGACUGCAAGCGGAUCUGCAGAGGGGUGAGGCCACAGCCCGGCCAGUUAACAGCACCAGAGCUGGAGAGGCAAGGGAGAGAGAAGGCCCCUGACAGCCAGAAGCAGGCAGAAGCAGGCAGGCUUAAUAGUGUGAGCAGCCCUUCUAAAGGCAGGCGGAUACGAUCCACAAGUUUAGAGUCCAGAGACUACCGGUCAGAUCCGGAGAACAGCAUGUCUUGUCUGACCACGUGCACCUCCCGUGGAGAGUGCAUGGGGGCACCACACUACAAGAAACUGAUGCGCCGCUACAGUGUCAGUGAAAUCGAUCAGGCUGAGCGAACCUCUCUCUCCUCGGACAUCUACCAGAACACCUAUCCGGCCAAGCAGAAAGGCCUGCAGAGCGAAGGAGACCCUGGGACCCACAGCACCACGCCGAAGAGCAAGAACCAGGAAUCCCCAAGAACAGGGGACCCAUCUUACGUUCAAAUAGCACAGGAGAAGAAGAGCCAGAAGGGCUCGGCGGCUUUCUCCCUCCAGGAGGAGAUGUACCCAAGUCAUGCCGAGCUGCCGGAGGAAGACAUGGAGGACAAGAAGUGCUGCUCCAUCCGGUAUUGCUUCUACUACAGGAAGUGCGACGUGGCAGACGACGGGAGCGAGAAGGACGAACUCUCCUAUUCCAUCCCCAUGCAGAUCCUACCAGGCAUGAAGCUGGACAAUCAGAUGGUUCCAGUAAUGAGCAGGACCCUUCAGGUCCUGGAUGCCACUGCCUGCAGCAGCCCUGAUGAUAGCCAGACCCAGGAGAUAGAUUUAAGGACCUCCACCUUUGAGGGGAGCCUGGCUAAGGUCCACGCCCUUCGAGGCCAUGCCUAUGCAUUGCCAGACGGGUUUCUGGCAGUGCAGCUGGACACUAACGAGCUCCUGACCAUCCUAAGGCAGUGCGUGGUGAGCCCUGAAGUUCGGGAGUGCAAACCCUACAUCUCCCAGCUGGCCGAAUACAAGCAAGAGCUCGCCCUGAAGUUCAAAGAAUUCCGGGCCUCCUGCCGCAGGGUGGCAGCUGUGGACAAGAGCCCGACGCACAUGCUCUCAGCAAUCACAAGCAGCUUUCAGGUGCUCAGCAGCCUCAUUGAGACCUUUGUGAGGCUGGUGUACAUCGUGCGCUCCGAGUCCCAGCGCCAGGAGCUGCUGACCAAGGUGGAAGAGGUGGUGCGGAACUACACCUUCUUGCUGAGGGCGGCGGAAGAGUCAACAGCCAGAACGCUGAGUCAGCACCAGAUGGCGGAGCAGCAGUCCCGCCCAUCGGCCACGGUUGCAACUGUUAUGAGCACAUUCACGCGCUCCUUAAAGACGCUGAUCAAUAAAUAAGCCGGCUAGGGAACUGAACGAACCAGUAUGUGCCAAGCUGUGUGUCAGUGGUUCUUGUUGCGAGAUUGUGUCCAAAAAGGCCUGCUUGUAACAGGGCUGCAGGGUCAGAGACAUCCUUUACUUCUCUGUGGGGUGUAUAGCUGCAUUGGUGGAGUUUGAAAGGGACACACGUCUUAUAGUUAGCUGUCUGCCAACCCGCCGGAGGGCUACAGCCAGCCACUCUGCAUGCUCUCCCAUGCCAUCUUGUCAGUGCCCUUAUCUGGGAGGUAUUGCAGUUCACGCCCCGUGCUAAUUUGGUUCUGGAUCUCCCCUGUGAGGACAGCUGACAUUUUUUACUUCAUCAUGGUGCACUGGGCCAGUCUGGAACUAGGAAUUGAGCUGAGACCCUCCAGCUUUGCUUGGGUCCGAGUCCCCUUGGAUCCAAGCCAGCGUCUUGCCACGUAAACAGCUCUUAUGCCUCCAGAGACCCUCAGCCUACAAGUCCUGCCCUCAGCUGCAGAAGGGAUCUUAAAUAUCAAAGUCCCCAAGGCCACGUUAGGGGGAGUGAAGUAGUCAUGGGGGGGGAUCCUGGAGACCGGAUGCAGGGGUUGGGUCACCCUAGCAGCUUUCAGAAUGCCAGCCCAGAUGUGCACACACUUGCUCUGAUCAAGGGACACACAGGAGCCCAACCUGUUCCAUGGUUAUAACAAGCCACAGGCUGCACUAGCAGCCGCAGGGAGACCUCCUUUACCCACCUCUCCAGGUGCUGUGAGGGCUCAAACUUAGGCCUUUCUCCACAGCCCUGUGUGAUGGUGCGGAAAUGUCCAGAGGGAAUGAGCAGCAAAGAGCAAACCCAACUGCUUUCACCGAUGGCAUGAGGCUGGAAUUCAAGAGUCAUUUUGGAAGGGAGACACGUGAGUUCCACCUCUUGAGCCGUUCAUUCCCAUCUGCCUUCUGCUCAAGGUGGGGAGAUGCUGGGAGCUCUCUCUUACUAUGCCGUUCGAGUCGUUGCCAAGAGAAGUCAUUUUUAGCAUUUUGGUUUGUAGCGCCAGCUUGCUUUCCGUCAUUUCUAACACACACACCCCGAACCUACCGUCUGACGGCACCUCCCUCUCCUCCAAAACAGUGCCAAAGGGAACCCACAAGUCUCUGCAUCCACCUUAACCACCCUGCCACUCUGCCUCAAGGGCACAUGUGGAGAACAGGCCAUGGUGGGAUCCCGGUGUUGCUGUGUUUUAGAGCAUACGUGUUCGAGUCUAUACGAGAGGUCAGACUGGCUAGUGAGGGCAGGUGUCAGAAGACAGAUAGGUUUGUGAAGUCAGGCAAUUGCCCACUCACUUGUAGAGUGCAAAGAGAUGAUUAGGGAUCUCAAUCCAAUUGAUCACCUCCCGUCACCUCCCAUCUCUAUUUUUUUAUACAAGACACACAUUUGAAAUCUCUUGUUUUCCAUACGAGUUAUGGAAAUGCACAAUGUGCUUUUAACACGUGUUCUUUACCUAGUGCAAUAACAUUCCCUGGCCCAUAGCUUCAACCAGCCGUUGGCCACUGUCAUCAGCAAAGAAGGGAGGCUCUCACAAUACAGACAGAGCACCUCUUGUCUCCUGCUUUCAAGAGCCCUGUAACAAAAUAUACAAUGGAAUAGCCAAAGCAGAGUUCAGUCCGUGGCAGGCGAUGCCUAUUUGAAGGCCAACAGGAGGCCAGCCUCGUCCAUUAUCUACUAAGAAAUAGAGAGUUUCCUUGAGCUCCCUAUCAUGCCUAUACCAUUCCUCCAUAAAUCUCUCUGCGUCAUUGAGAGAC